Molecule: messenger RNA, 211 nt
Organism: Pelobates cultripes (western spadefoot toad)
Lineage: Eukaryota; Metazoa; Chordata; Amphibia; Anura; Pelobatidae
Source: the annotation of a GenBank genome assembly
AUUGCGUGCAAACACGUACCACAACAGUGGGAAAGAGUCUAAGUACCUAGGCGUCAGACUUAGAGCACAACAUGCAGCCACCAGAAUCCCUUACCUAAUAGGCCAAGCUGGAGGCAAGAUAAUGAAUCCCAUUGAUAUAGUUCAGGAAUUUGCCCAGUUUUACAAAAACCUCUACAACCUGGGCGAGGUAGAGGGGGUCACAGCCCCUGAG